CGAAGCUUGAGAGGCUUGUUAUAACCGUUGCAGCUGCAGAUCUGUGUUGUUUGAUUCGCCUGGCGCUAUGGUGAGUGCCGAGGAUGAGGCAAAGCUCAAGGAGCUCGCCAAGAAAGAUCCCGAGCAGGCGAGGAAGCUCAAGAGGGCGCUGGUGAGUGAGCCACACGGCCGACGCGCGCGAGACAGCGGACAUGCAGCCAGAACAUGUGAUGCCUUUCGUGUCGGCUGUGCGUGUGUUGGUAUGGUCGGUCAGAAAAAGAAGAGGAGCAAGGAGAAGGCGAAGCAGGAGAGCAAGGUGGUCAAGCAGGAGGAAGAGGAGGACGAGAAACCGGCGGUCAACGGCGCGGUAGAGGAAGCAACUCAGCAGGAGGUCAGUCGGUGUGAUGGAGGGAGCAUGUGUCGACCUGCGUGUUUUACCUUCUCUCUCGGUUGUGUUCAGGAGGUUGAUCGCGAGGACGAUGUCGAGAUCGAAUACGUCGCGCAGCGUAGGACACGCAAACAACUGACUGACAGCCAAGCGCUGUGGCAUGUGUCUGUCUGUGUGGGUGCAGCUUUGGAGGAUCCCGAGUUCGAGGAGUUCAAGGAGGUCUUCGAGAAGUUCAAGAUUGUCGAAAAGGACGAAACGGUCAGCAGCAACUGCACAUCUUGGGAGACACCCGCACACCAUCACUGUGUGUGCCUUGUCGUCUGUCAUGUCAGGGUGGCGAUGAGGAGGGCGAGGAGGGCGACCAGUUGGCCGAGGGCAAGUCGAAACUCGCCACGGGCGACGAGGAGGACGAGGAUGAAGACGAAGAUGUGAGCGCUGGAGGGGGGAUGGUGGAUGGGUGGGAGUAUCUUGACAUGGACGUGUGCGUGUCUGCGUAUUAUGUAGGCUGAGAACCAGAAGAUGUCUAAGAAGCAGCUCAAGGCGCUGAAGCGACCGUCCGUCUCGGCACUCAAACAAGUACAAUGGGCAGACACACCAACCACCAGCGCCACCCAAGCAACCAACACGCGUCUUCUCCCCUCUGUGUGUGGUCCGUGCGUGUCUGUCAGACCACCCACCGUCCCGAGGUGGUGGAGUUCUGGGACACCACGUCCCCCGAUCCCCGGCUGCUGGUCUUCCUCAAAUCGCUUCGCAACACCAUCGAGGUGCCGCGCCACUGGAGCCAGAAGCGCAAGUACAUGGCCGGCAAGAAGGGCGUCGAGAAAAACCACUACGAGCUGCCCCAGUGGCUCGAGUUCACUGGCAUCGCUAAGAUACGAGAGGUGCCCACAGCAGGGACGGACGGGGAUCUGUGUGGUUCGUGUGUGUAUGUUCACCUUCUAUUGUGUGAUAUGUUGCAGGCGUUGUUGGAGAAGGAGGCGCAGAAGUCGGCCAAGCAGAAGCAGAGGGAAAAGGCGCGGCCCAAGGCCUCCAACAAGAUCAACAUCGACUACCAGGCGCUCCAGACGGCCUUCUUCAAACUCGCCACCAAAGACAAACCCAAAAUGACCAGAUUCGGAGACCUGUAAGACACACUGCACAGCACAGCACAGCAAACUGAGACACACACACACGCACACACACGCGAGCACGCACACACACACACGAGAUAACAUGGUCACCUUUAUGGCUGUAUCAGGUACUUCGAGGGCAAGGAGUACGAGGCCAAGAUGAAGCACUUCAAGCCCGGAAUCCUCACAGACAAGAUCAAGGUGAGACCAAACCACCACCCAGUCCCCCCCCUCAUGCAUCGACACACCCAUCACCUGUCUGUGUGUGUCUUUGGUGGGUACCUGCCAUGCAGGCGGCAUUGGCCAUGCCAGAGGGCGCCCCUCCUCCCUGGCUGAUCAACAUGCAGCGUUACGGCCCACCCCCCUCCUACCCCAAGCUCAAGAUUCCCGGCCUCAACGCGCCCAUCCCGCCUGGCGCCAGCUACGGAUACCACCCCGGCGGAUGGGGCAAACCACCCGUCGACGAGGUCAGUCUCCGCCGGAAGCAAAUUUAUUUCUUGUCGGAGGUGUAUGGAACCUCUGUGUGCGUGUGAUGUGUUCAGUAUGGGAAUCCGGUCUAUGGUGACUACCGCGCAGAGGCGGCCUACCAAGAGGAGGAACAGGCGGCCGGCGCCCUGUGGGGCGAGCCGGAGCAGCAGGAAAUGGAGUUUGAAGAAGGUAGGCAGGCCAAAACACCACACAAGCCACGCCACAUCUCUGUCGCCACCGUGUGCGUGUGUUGUCCGCCCUUCGUCAUCAGAGGAGGAAGAAGAGGAAGAGGAGCAGCAGGAGGGCGCGGGCGGCACAGACACUCCGGCCGUAGGCAUACUCACUGACACACACACGAACAACAGACAGACAAGGGGGCAUUCUGGACAUAUAUAUUGUGUGUAUGUCUGUUUCUGUCAGAGUGCUGCACCUGGCACUGAGACGCCCAUGUUGGACCCGACGGGCAUGGCGAGUGUGGGGGGCAUGCGAUCCGUCGGCGCGUCAUCCGUCACCUCUGGCCUCGAAACACCCGAAUCGGUCGAUAUCAGGAAAAAGUAAGGAUGUGGGGUGGGCGGACCACAAACACUGACGAACACAAGUGCACGUGAUGCUGUCGGGCUGGCUGGCUGUGUGUGUUUGAUCCUCAGGGGCAUUGCGUCCAUGGGUGGCUAUGCUUCGUCAUCCAUAGCGUCGAUGGGCCCCAAGCCGUACCAAAUCCUCAGAGAGGCCAAGGCACCCGCACAGGUGGGUCAACAGGCCCCCACUCAUCGAGCACACCUGCAUCCAUCUCAAUUGUUUCCUUGCUGUGCAGCCCGGCGCCCUCUUCCAAUCCACAGUACGCUACGAGAUGCCCACUGGACGCCCAGGACAGGUACGACCACGCAGGGGGGCGAGACGCUUCGCAUCACUGCACAAACACGCCCUCUUCUACCUGUCUGUGUCAGCCUGGCGGGACGGUCUCUCCGGGCGGCACAUCGACGCCGGCCAUUGGGGGCACUGUGACGCCGUUCGGCGCUCCGGGCGGCGCCCAGACUCCCCUGGCCAUAUCGGGGCCGCCGAGGCCAGGGGGCGCUGAGACACCGGGCGCUGGCGGCAUGACCAUGAGCCUCAAUCCCACCGAUCUGGGUCAGUGAGAGAGAAGGGAAGGAAAGGUCUCGUCAAUUCGAACGUGGAUUGGUCUUCAUCGUCUGGCGUAUGUGUGUGGUCGCACAGAGCAAGAGGGUGUCUUCGCGGCUGAUGUCAUCCGGAAGCAGCUCAAGGAGCAGGAGGAGGCGGCCAUGAAGGCCACCAAAGGCGCCGGGCAAAUUGACGUCAAUGAACGUACGACACUGGCACGAUACGUACACACACGGACACUCGGAUAGCAUCACACACACACACACACGCGCGCGCAUUGCCUUUCUGUCCUUUCAGUCAAGAAGCGCAAGGCGCCUUCGAGCGGCACGGUGAGCGCUGGUGGCGAGGCAAGUGUGGAAAAGAAGAAGAAGCGCAAGAAGGAAGAAAAGUUCAAGUUUUAACCGCACAACACACAUGCAUUCAUUCAUUCAUAUGGGGCGUCUUGCGGAAGUGAGUGGAUGCGGUUAUUUGUGAGGGACAUCAGUGGUCGUGUGGCUUUAUGACAGCUGCAAAGGAAAUGGCAUGUGUGAAGUUUCUUCAGUGCAUCUUUCGCGGCCAUUCUGAUGAGAAAUGGUUGCGGACAGAUGUGGUGGAGGACCGUGACACAUGCCAGUUCCUUUGCGCUAUCGACCCCGCCCUUUGACUGACCAUCCCAUGUCUGCACAUUCGAAUGCUGAUCCGUUCAUCUUGGAUGGAUGGAUGGGUGUCGAUUGGUGUUGUGGUUCAAGGAGAUGAAGA
Messenger RNA from Vitrella brassicaformis, 3798 nucleotides. Lineage: Eukaryota; Vitrellaceae. The record is from the annotation of a GenBank genome assembly.